CGGAAACGAAAUUGAGCGCACUCGUUUCGCACAAUCGAGCGAUCGAUUCGGUAAUGACCCCUUAUAACUUAAUUGGAUCACAUAAGAAGGCUAAUCUGUGCGCUAAAUUUUUGCAAGCUAUUGCUGCUACUUUUCGGUCUACCGACGGCUUAUUAUUUUCUAAAACGCAAGCGAAUUGUUUGGUAACCCGGAUGAUGAAUCAAGUGCCGUCGAUGGAGGAACUCUUUUCAGUAUGAAGGUAAGAAAUUUUAUCGUCUGCUUGUAUACAUCAACAACCAUGGCGGUAGAGGAGAAUAGCGCGAAGAGGCAAAGGAAAUCAAACUGGAGUUCAAGAGACGAGAUCAUCCUCGUUGAGGAAGUUCAAAAAAGGGAGUCCCUAUUAUUUGGGAAGUUGUCGGGGCCAGGCAGGACUGCCUCAGACAAGGCGAAAGCCUGGCAGGAUAUUGUCAAUCACUUGAAUGCUGGUAAUACAUUUGCCCAAAGAAGUGUGUUCGAAAUUAAGAACAAGUACCAGAAUAUCAAACAGAAAGAGCCUAUUGGUGAUUUGGAGAGCCUAUUUCUACUGCUGCCUCCUAGCCACACUGCUUCUCCAUCAACAUCAUCAGCUGCAAUUGUAUCGCCAUUGUCCAUUCCGUCCGUUACUGCUUCUUCAUCAUUUACCGUUUCCUCCACUUGUACAUCAUCUUCAACAAUAAUCUCUUCAACUAGUGCAUCAGCAUCAGUGACUCGGCCCUCUACUACUGUAGCAUGUACAACUUCAUCCCCCAUAACAUCAGAAACGCUUCUGAGUGAAGAACCUUUGAACAUUAGAGAGAGGAGAAAGCUCAUUAAAGACCAACAGGUGCUAACUAGAAUUCAGAAACACUACUUUAUGUUGAAAAUAAAACAGAGAUCCAUUUUUUGACAUGAAUGUUUUAUGAGUGAAAGUUAAUUACCUCCCUUCAAAAAACAAAAACUGGCAUUACUCAUAGCAUUAUAUAUAUAUACUUGAUAGUAUUUAACUUUGCAAACAAUACUGAAGAUCAAUUUUAAUAAAGCACAUAUGCGUAAUAAUGGGGUUUAUAUGAGAAUUAUUAUUUAUCUAUAGUCAGAAAUUAAGAAAACAGAAUAUAAGUGUAUUAAUUAAACAAUUCUUCUCACAGGGCAAAAAUACAUAGGAAUUAAAUGCAACUCUAACAGUACAGGAAUGGAAUACAUUUUUCAAUGUAGUGUGAAAAAUAUGAUAACCAAAUGAAUAGAAAUAAUUCAUAUUAUAAAAAUGAAUUUUUAUGUCUUUAUCACAAUGAACAAAAUCCGGUUUUUGGUUUUUAAUGCCAGUUUUUGUUCAUUUUCCUCUCUCUAGUAUUCAGAAGCUAUUACUUUUGUUGUUCAUGCUGUUUCUUUAAUAGUUCACCUUAAUUCAGUGGUAUGCAUGCAUCUAUAUAAUAGUAUGGAUUGACAACUGAUAUUGAAUGAUUUUAUUGUAUGUGGUCAGAAUGAUUAAUUGUUGUUUGCAGAUUACAGAAAUUACAUGUAUAUGUGAUUCAUGAUAUGUAUGCAUUAGCUAGAAAAAAGACACAGUUUAGUUUAAUCAAUAACCAAAGACCAUGUGUAUGUUGCCACCCUUUUAAAGAUGUCAGACAUACAUAAAGAAAAGUAUUUGUCAACAUCAGAGAAUUGCACAUUUGCAAUAAGAAGAAUGAUAAAAAUACAUUAAAAACUUGUUAAGAUGACCAUAAAAACUACUACUAUAUUAAAUUACAUACUUAAUUGUAGACGUCAGGGAAAUCAUUGUAUAAAAGACAUAUAGUAUAGAAAAUACCAGCUCAGAAGUUAUUGCCCUUGACAACAUUUUUUAUUAUGAUAAAUGAUUGAUUAGUUAUGGUUAAUAUAAACUUGAUUUUCAAUGUCGGACAGUUUAGAAUUAUGUAUUGGUAUGUGCAUUUCAAUACAGUAAUUUGUUCUUAAAUGAGACAGUAAACCAUAUAAGGUUGGAAUGUUAUUUUUACAAAGCAUGAAAAAUAUACUGCUUUAAGCAUGCAUAUAAUAUAAUAAAGUUUUCAACUCUAUUGUUAUGAUUUAGUGAAAAUUUACCCAAAUUAGUAUUAACAGCAUGAAAACCAACUCUAUUAGAGGUUGUUCUGUAAAUAUGCAAACUAAAGUCUCGAUCUCCAAAGUACAAUUAUUUUAUCACACAUGACAAACAUAUAGUUUUUACCUUACUAUUGUAAGUGGUUUUGAUGUUGAUCUUUUUAAGAUAAUGAUUAACAUUUUUUAAAAAUUGGUAUCAAAAUUGUGUCAAGAGCAUUGGUGAUUUUUUAUAAAAUGACUGUAAUUUUUUUCAAUGAAGUGUUUCUCAGCAAACAUUCAAUAUUCCCCAUGUAUGAAUUAUAUUAUUCUAAAGAUCUAACUUCUAAAUAUUUGAAAUAUAUGUUUGUAGAUAGAACUAAUGAUAUUGUAGGAAAAUGGGAUUCUUUAGCUAAUAUUGCAAGCUUGAUUAUAUGUAUUUAUAGCUUACGAUCUUUUCUCGUUAUUUCCAGUCGUUGACUGAGUAUGUUUACAUACAUGUGCAUAUGUUACCGGUGUUAUUUAUAGUUUUAAUCAAAGGUUUGUAUGUAAAACCACAAGUUAUUAAUAUGACUAUUGCCUACUUACGCUGAUUACUUCAGUAGCAUGGUGUUCAUCCACAUAUAUUUGUGUAUAUAGCGAUUUUUUUAAUGUGAUAAACAAGCACGUUGUUCGUGUGAGGUGCCA
Ostrea edulis (European flat oyster) is the source of this 2733-nucleotide messenger RNA. RefSeq lists its product as uncharacterized. NCBI's taxonomy places the organism in Eukaryota, Metazoa, Mollusca, Bivalvia, Ostreida, Ostreidae. The coding region runs from base 233 to 904 and encodes 223 amino acids. The record is from RefSeq and is a predicted model, not a curated record. The transcript is spliced from 3 exons. Gene Ontology annotation, cellular component: nucleus.